Molecule: messenger RNA, 8692 nt
Organism: Syngnathus typhle (broad-nosed pipefish)
Lineage: Eukaryota; Metazoa; Chordata; Actinopteri; Syngnathiformes; Syngnathidae
Gene: zfp91
Product: ZFP91 zinc finger protein, atypical E3 ubiquitin ligase
Exons: 14
Coding region: 422-2707 (761 amino acids)
Biological process (GO): regulation of transcription by RNA polymerase II
Cellular component (GO): nucleus
Molecular function (GO): transcription coregulator activity
Source: RefSeq, a predicted model, not a curated record
AACUGAAUCCAGGUGAUUUGUGUUGCUGCUAAAGCGCAGCGGCUCUCCUUAACUUUCCCCCUUGGUUUGUAUUUGGCUUAAAGGAGACGCAACAAAGCGCACAAAAUGGUCGCGCUCCAGGGCCGCUCGAAGAAAGUAGGUUUACUAUAGCUUUAAGAACGCCAAAACGGUGGCUGCUUCUUUAAGGUUAUAUCGGGUUAUUUCUGAAUAGAUAAUUGAGAAACUUUUCAUUUUGCCAUCAAUAAAUCGAUGUGUAUAAUUUGCGAUGAGCCUGGCGCAUUUGCAGAAAAUGCCCCACAGUCGGAUAAAGGCCUCCCGACAUCAAAAUGUCUCGAUACUAGAUGUGCGCUAUUCCUCCUUUUACAAGUAAACCCUUUGGACUUUCUGUGGAACUGAAGACGGACUGAGAGCGUUCUUGGUGAUGGAAGCGACGAACGACCGAAUUGAGGAUGUAAAUAAAGGCAGAGAGCUGGUGGAGCACAAGGCCGCAGAGGAGACCCCGGCCGCUAGUGCGGCUGUCACCCCGCGGCGAGGGCUCAGGGAUCGGGGAACCACCCGCACGAGAUCCGGCGACCCCGCUACACAAGCGGCCGUCAAUGGAGCUACGCAAGGCUCUGGAAGGGUAUUACGGGACCGCUCGACGAGGGCUGUCCCGGCCUGGCUUAAGGACAACAAAAGUGAAGAGGACGAAGACGAGGACAGCCUGGACGCUGGGACCAGCAAGCGGAGGAAAGUUUGCAACUCUCGUCGGAGGAAAAACGGUGACUCUUCGGGGUCGGUGGAAGCUGGUGAUGGCGUCGCAGGUGACAGCCCGCCAGGCGGAGACUCUGCAGAGGAACCCAAGAAAGCCGCCACUAAUGCUGAAGCUCCUGUCUCCAGGCUUUCUCCAGCCCAGAGUCGUGCCAAGCCUCCAUCCGGCAGGGCCGUCCGCUGCUCUGCCAAGCCAGUGUGCAAAACCGAGCUCGGAAUAGAGAAUCAAGCUGCCGCUUCAGGGGAGGCGAACGUUAAAGAAAAGUAUGACAUAAAAAAUGGAGGCGAGAAGAGCGAAGGUGUCAGUGGUCAGUUUGCAGAGAAGGAGGACCCUCAACGUCAGGGUGACACAAAUGACUUGAACGCACCUUCAGUCUCACAGCCUCAGGGUGAAGCAGACGGGGAAGAGAUUAUAAGCAGUGACGAAGAUGUUCCCUUUAGAGACGAUCUAAAUGACCAGAGCUAUGACCCCAAGUCGGAAAGAGUUGUCGAUGCGCCCAAGCCAAAGCGCCGAGUGCUUCAGAGACAGAAGGACAAGAAAGAAAAAGAGAAAGCGCCCAAGAAAGAGGAGGCGGAAGAAAUAAUAAUGGAGGGCUCUGAAAACUUAGAGAACCCAGAGACGGAAGUGAAGCUUGAAGACGAAUUAACGGACGACCCAGAUGGGCCGAGGAAGAGGGGCCGACGGAAAAAAGAUGAUAAAACACCUCGGCUGCCCAAAAGAAGAAAGAAGCCUCCAGUGCAGUACGUCCGAUGUGAAAUCGAAGGAUGUGGCACCGUCCUGGCUCACCCUCGCUACCUACAGCACCAUAUCAAGUACCAGCACCUGCUCAAAAAGAAGUACGUGUGCCCUCAUCCUUCUUGUGGAAGACUUUUCCGACUUCAGAAGCAGCUACUUCGUCAUGCCAAACACCAUACAGACCAGAGAGACUACAUCUGUGAGUUCUGUGCUCGUGCCUUCAAGAGUUCCCACAAUCUGGCUGUGCAUCGCAUGAUCCACACAGGAGAGAAGCCCCUCCAGUGUGAGAUCUGUGGCUUCACCUGUCGCCAGAAGGCAUCCCUCAACUGGCACAUGAAGAAGCACGACGCCGACGCCAGCUAUCAAUUUUCCUGCUCCAUUUGCGGGAAGAAGUUUGAGAAAAAGGAUUGUGUGGUGGCCCACAAAGCCAAGAGUCACCCAGAGGUACUCAUAGCCGAGGCGCUCGCAGCCAACGCCGGCGCCCUCAUCACGACCCCCGCGUCCAUGCUGGAGCUGCCGGUAAAUCCCGCGCAAGCAGAAGCGGCAUGCGGCGGCCUGGAAAUGGUCCGAGGCGGCCAGGAGGGGCAGGUCCAGCCGCUGGGCCAGGAAGGACACGUCGGGUCUCAAGUGGCUCAGGUAGGUCACAUGACCCCGCAGGUCAGUCACCAGGUGGUUCUCCUGGGACAAGAGCAGGCACUCCACACCAUGCAAGUGCCGGUGACGAUUGCUCUUUCCCCCAUCGAUCCCCCGUCGCCUGCCGAUCACCAGCAACAGACUCAACUCCAGCUCCAGAUGCCCGUCCAGUUUGUUCAACAACCCCCGCAACUCACCCUGCACUCCCCGACGGUGGUGGCUCAGAGCCAACCUCAACUCCAGCCUCUUCAGCCCUACCCCUCCCAGCAACAGAGCCAAGGGCAAAUCGUUCAAAUGACCUUCCAGCCUGUCAGCCAGCCCCAGACUGCCAUGCAGCAGAUCCCAGUCCUUGCCACCUCUCAGCAUCUUACCACCCUGCAGACGACCACCUCCGGCCCACCGCUCCCAUCUCCAUCCCGGCCCCAUGUGGCGUCCGACGGGAACAAUCCUGUGCUGGCCUCUCCACCAGUACACUCCUUCCAUUCAACAGAGGGGGUGGGGGCGAGCACCGUCGCUUGGGAACAAAUGGACCAAGGGGACGUCCUGUCCAACAGCACUGCAGCAGACGUGCCGCGGAUCACCAUUUGAAAUGAGGAGGGUGCACGCAAACUAAAGUAGCCACAUGAUGUCACCUACAACAAUACUGUCAUGCAAAGUUAAAAGAUUUAUGUCGGAUCACUAAUAGUCAUAUUUGUUAGCUUUUUAAUAGAAUAGUAUAUCAGGGAACCAUAAAUCCGUGUGUAACUUUGUACAUAGUAUUCCUGUAAGCUUUUUAUGUGAGUAUGCUAAUUGAGUGUUGUAACGCUUACUAUGAAUAGGCACUAUGAUGGCGUAAUUUUAAGUAAGUGGCGUCACAACAUAACAUCCGGUAUGCGUCCUCUCACAUACAAGCUUGAGAAUUAAAUGACACCCAAAACACACUGUAGAAAUCUAACAACCGAACAGGUUUGACUAAGUGUUAAUUAAGCCAUGUUUAUUUAUUAAGUCCACGAUAUAUAUAAUGACUAUUGAGCUGCCACUAACACAUGAGUUUAAGAUGAACUUAGUUUUAACAACUGGAUCAUUAAUUGUUAAACAUCUUGUUAUGUCUAUAACAGUCUUUUGUCAGGAUUAAAACCGGAAUGUUUAUUUAUGUAACGUGAAAAUUGACUGUUCUUGUAAAUCCCGUAAAUUAAUCCGUCUUUCAUCGCUCAAGGAUUUCAGCUGAAGUGACAACCUGUACAGAUUGUUUUCAGUUUGGACUUUGUGGUCAGGAUGCUGUUGAAGCAGAUAAACCAGCUCUUCAUUUGUAGGCUGUAAAUAAAUGUCUUAACAACAAAUUCAUUGUUUUAUUAGUUGUCCAGAUGAGAAUUAGCUACUUAUAACCAGUGUGACAGCUAAUGUUUACAUGAUCAUUACAUGUUGUGGCGUUCCUUGCUCCUCAGCAUCUUGUACUGCUUCAUGGCUUUCUUCGGAGGCAUCAGCGUGUCGCUUACACCAAUCCUCCGCUUCUUCACCCACUGGCCUUCUGAUUCAUCCUGCACGGCCUGUUUCGGGGGUUUACGGGAGCUGCCUGUGCGUGACCCAACUUCCCCCUCAUCAUGAGAGUCAUUGGGAAUUACUGCAGUCUGGAGGUCACUAUCAUGUGCAAAUUUGCACUUGAUGCCAAAUCUACAUCUUCCACUUUUCCUGUAGGAAACGCAUAUCCUCUUCCCUCCAAUCUGAGAGGGCUUGGCCUGCAUUGUGAGCGGGACAUGUUUCUGCAAGGCACUGAGCUUCCGCUCGGCCUGAGCUUUGAAGGGGUUGGCAAACACGCUACUUUCUGAACAGCCUUGCAGACUAGGAGGCGGCAGUUUGUGAGGGCUGGUCGUGGAGGAGGCAGUAGGCAAGCUGGUCCGACUUCUACUUGAAUUGAUUGACUUGUAAGGCUCCGGGUCACCGUGAUCAGAUUCAUCCGACUCACUGGUGGCAGAACCAGUCUCCAGCAAGAAGUUACGGGUCUUCUUGUCCGGUGGGUCCCCAUCCAUGAGAUCCGUUCUCGUGCUAUUUGGUCAGAUAGGUGCAGAGAAGAAAAGCCGCAUUAUUCAGUAGAAAUUAAGUGAUCUACACGCGGAGGCAAUGUGCGCAGCACGUAUGUCAAUUAACAGCUAUCCAAUGGCCAAAACACAAAAUAUCGCAUCCAUACAUUUGUAUGUCUUAACUUACCCUCCUUGUUCACGGUUUACAUUCUCUGAGUCUCCAUCACUGUCGGACUCUGAUGAGCCGCUGUAUCCAACAAGAGCGUUCAUGUCUAAACCAAUUCGUUAUAUGAUGGACGGAGCGUCUCUCCUUGGAUUACAUUUAGUAUUAUAGGGGUAAAUAUCAAAUCGAUUGGGUAUAAACAGCUGCGAUCGUCGCCAUUUCUUCAAUCGAUGUAACAUAUGCUAGGAUGUUAGCGGCUAAUUUCUUGUUCUACAGUUGUUUACGUUCAAGAUGCCUUGACUGACAUCUACAGUGUGUGCUUAGUAUUGCUUAUGUCGCAACAUCACAUAAAACCUACUGCACAGGGGGUCUUCAGUUUACGACGGAUUUUAUUCCCACCAGCGCGUUGACGGACUAAAUCGGAACGCGGCCGAGUCUAUCACUAACCGACAGCCAGCAGUGAAGUCAUAAAUAUAGCAAAUAUAUGAAAAAACCCUUCUUCUACCCAGCAACACAUAGCAAUUGACUUCACAUUUAACUAUAUAUAGACAUCACAAUACAUACACAUAAAUUAAUCUUGUAAGAGACAUUAAAUAUGGAUCUUAUUGAUAUGCUGUAUCGUUAUUGCUCUCGGCUUCCACUAUUCUUAUUUUACUUUUUUGUCUGGAAUAUAACAAAUACACACCCCUUACAAAUAAAGACCUGGUAACAACAUACUUUUAUUUAGACCAUUUGAACAGUCUAUGUCAGCACCGGUAAAUUAGCAAAAAGUUUAUAAAUAAAAGCUUUGUGGAGUGAGCUGCGUCUUCCCCUCCAGCUCCGCUCUCCGCCCCCGCUCAUCCUUCCAAAUUCCUCGGUGCUGGCAUCAGGUUCCUGGGGAAUGGGCGGAGAGUUCCCGCAGUAGAGCACGGAGCGAGUCGGAAACGUGUUGCUGGCUUCCCCCCAAACAUACAAGAGGCACUUGGGAGUUUGAAACUAAGAGAAGUUUCGAGCAAGGCUGAAGUCACUUGGAAAUGACCGUGAAUCCGUUGCCGGGGUGAUCUAGGCGUCAUUCAGUCUUUCCUCGUGGGAUCGAGCGCUUACGUCUACCGGAGCUUUGCGGAGGUCCGAUAUGGCAGACCGGCGGAGCGGCGUGAUCGGACAGCCAGAUCAAGGCAGGACAACAGCGGCCCGAGCGGCUGCUAUAGCCGAACUUUUGCUUUUGGAGGUCUCCAACCUACUGGAACUUUACAGCAAGAGGGAGAGCCUCAGCGCAGAUGUCAUAGAGGAUAGUCGUUUGGUGUCCGUCCCUCCUCCUUCCUCCCAGCUGGACACCCCGGACAAGCUGUGGCGCUUGCACACGGCCCUGCUCCAGUGUCGAGCCUUGAUGGAGCAAGCUAUCGCCAAAGAAGAUGGGGAGCUGGGCAAUGGGACAGGGGAGUAUGAAACCCUGAGGAAAAUGGUGAAGGAGAGGCUAUGGCUUCUCAUAAACAUCACUGGAGAACUUGUUAAAGCUGUGGGGGGUCCGGCGGUGGUGACCCCGAGUUUGAAUGACAGCUUGGAGCCGGACAACCUGAGCGUUUUUGAGCUGAAGCUGUGGGUCUUCCGGGUCUUCACAGAAGUGGACUACUGGGCCAAGACGGCCGUCGCCAUCUUGCAAGCUCUCCCCAAAGAGCGAGUGAAGAACACUCGCUACAGGAGUACCCGAAGCUCUCGCAGAUGAGGUAGUAUCGUAGCGAGAAUGGUUCCACACAGAUGAGAAUUAUGUGAAGAUGAGCGUGGGGGGUCGGUUCAUUUUGGUAUCUGUAUAUUUUUGCACAUUUUUUUUUUCAGGGUUUCCAAAAUGCUCAAACCAAAUAAUAUGGAUUACAAUGCCUCUUCCAAGUCCGUGUGACCCUAUUGAGGAUGAGUGCUAUAGAAAAUGGAUGAUUGGAUCUUGUUUAUGGAUACACAGCACAGUGUCGUGUUUUAUCUUUGUUUAAUCCAUGGGCGGAUUACACACACACUCUCGCUGCUACGAUGUCAUGUUAUCUACGAACCUAACAUUUAGGUGGGUGAACUAUGGGCCACAUAUGGCUAGCUCCAUUCUUAAAUCCAGCCCAUCCAACAUUUCCAUAAUCAAGAGUCCAGUAAUAGUUGUUGUUAGCUGUUGGGUUUUUUUCCCUCUAAAAUAAGUUUGUUAAAAUCUAUUUAUUCAUUAUUUAAUUUAUUUCAAAUUCAUUUAUCUCAUUAAAAAAUUGGUUAGCAGUAAUCGUAUAUACACCUAUAUUCAUGUACAUGUUAUUUUGUGAAAUACUGCUUUACCUAUAUAUUUUUUUUUUUCAUACAGGUUAAUUUUUUAAGUCACCUUUUAGUGACCUGGCCCAUUUUGUCUGUUACAGUAAAAAAAGAAAAAAGCAUGGGCCUUGAUUGAAGAUCUUAUCCAUCCUUAUCACUGUGAUGUAAAAUGCAAGCCUAAUCAGGAAUUAACAAGCGCAACUGUAUCUUGGUGUGCCCAACUGAACUGUACCACAUGGGGGAAACAUCAAUUCAUAAUAUGGUAUCAGGUUGAAAAACAAGUGAAAAGAUAUCAAGCUGGAGAGCUAUUCUUUCUUUAGAAUUUUCUUUAUUUCUUUCUGUGUCAAGGGACACAUUUUGAGACGACAUACAGCAAGUUAUGUCUAGACUGUAAUGCGACUAGUGUUGAACACUGGCUAUAAAUCAUUCCAAACACAUUAGCAUCUUGGGACUACAUAAAACAUAGCACAGAGGGAAUUUGAGCAACAGCACCCUCUAGUGCUUAUUGCUUGGAAUUACAUUGAAUCGUUUCUGCUUGAGCUCACACUUGGUUAUUUCCAAACACAACUUCAUGGGGCCCGAAGUUAAAUUUGAAAGGGGUCCCUCUAUUACUAUCAAUACUAUUGACUCUUUGAUUAAUAACUAUUGAAAUUAAGUAUCAUAGAUUAACAAAAAUAAAUAAAAUACAGUACAAAACAAGUGGACUGGGCUUGAUUUACAUUCCAGGUGAGAAAGUAUUAUCAAAUCCAGCAGUUCUCAGAACCACCUUGGAAAAAAAUACUAUGCUUUCCAAGUAUCACCAUCAUGACCAUUAAAGUAUGGUUGAGAAGUGUCAAAAUGAAAACGUUAUUCUAGUCUGAUUAAUAAGUAUAAGAUUAAUAACUAUAGCUUAUUUUCAUAGAAUGGAGAACAGCUAAUGUUUUACAACCUUAUAAUUACACGGAUCCAAACAUUUUGAAUUGUUCUUUUUUGGAGGUGACGAAUGUCAACACGCUUGGGCCAAUGAUGUAAUGACUUUGUAUUACUUCGAAGCUGUGUGGCACACAGAUAGAGGUCUGCAUGCAGCCUCAGAGCCCAUGUGCCAGCAUGGCUACAUUGUUUUCCUUUUUCACGUAUUGUAGCUUUGUCUGCUCUGCUGACUUCACUGUAUUAAGAAAAUGUUAUUUUGUGUCUGCAGGCAUUUUCUUGAUGUUCUGGUGCAGUUACUGUUGUGUUUACUCUCUGAAUGUAGUUUAGUACACUGCCUGGUUUCCUUUUCUUAUUGUAUGGAACGAAUUAAACUCACUAAGUUAAUUGGAAUAUUACAUUUUGAUGUUUUCACUGAGAGAUUUUCAUGUGACCACACAUACUAUACAGAGAAAUAUCUAAAAACAAAAUUACCAUACACAACAUAUAGCUGAAAAAAAAUCCACACAUUGUUAGAUGACUACUUGUUGAGUUGAAACCAAGCAUUAUCUUUUUCACGACACAGAUCAUGUGUUCAUCCAAGACAGAUGAUCAAAGCAUAAAGGGAUUGUCACAUUGUAAAGACUGUUAUGAUCAUUAAAUGUUUGAUUAAUGUCGUUUAUUCACAUGGUUGCCUGAAAAAGAAAUGAUUUAUAAAUAAUCGGUCUGUGACAUCACCCUCCAUCUUUUUAAAUUUAAUGGUCAAGAAAUGAUAAUCCCACUCCUGCACUUGAGUGAUAAAACUCCAGUGGUUCCAAAGUGUGAUAUUUAACAUCAAUGUAUUCAGAUUGCAAAUUGUCAACGUGAUGACAAAUAAUAUGAAUUGGGGAUGGGUGUAGACACCAAUUCAUUGAUCAUCAGAGUUAAUUUUGCUGCUUAACUCAUAUUCUACAAACGUAAUAUUAUUCAGAUUCAGCCGUGUUUAGUGGGGGCAGGUACAACAUAUUAUUGUAAAGAACACUUUAAGGUUGACGCCCCGUCUAAUAGUUUAGCGCAGAUGUAUUCGCUACUGAGUGACAUUCUAGUUGGCCUUUAUAGCAUUGCUGAAACAAACAAACAAACAAACCCAAAUAUUAAUUUGAUGGGGAGCCUUUUGCACAGUACGUCCGAUGGCAGGUUAUGGUUUGAAUGCAAAUGUUUGGUAUUGUUUGAAAUUGUGUUUAUUAUUGAUUGGAUAUGUAUGGGUUGAAAUAAAUCCAUCCCUCUCAUAAA